ACGCGCCCAAGCAGAGAAAGUGCAGCGGUAGCGCAAGCCCGACACCCAUACUAUGCAUUGAUGGAUCUCCAGUGUGGAAAGAGGACAUUUGUCUAGUUGGAUCCGUUAGGUUUAUCAAGGACAUGUCAUUUGCUUUUUUCCAUAAGCUUCUGUCAUAAUAUGACAUCACAACAAUGAUGUGAAGCCCGGGACUGUAUAAAAGUUGGAGGACUGAGGCGCCGAUAAAUGCUGGAAUUCGUAUUAAUUCGACUACUAUCCGGAUUGUGAUGUAUAUGUCUUUAACACUUAAUUACAAGCUAUAUCAUCUAAUGGUGAAGAAGUGAUUAUUAUAUAGCAUCUGUUCGAUAUUAAUACCUAUGCCAAGCUUGCGUAAAAGCUAUUUGGGUUAAGCAAAUUAUUAAUGAUGUCUGCAAUACGCAGAAAAUUUGGCGAGGACUACCAAGUAGUUAAUACCAAACGGGACAUGGCUUUUUCUGCACCCGUAAAGAGAAAGCGCCAGCGUUUUGUGGAGAAGAACGGUCGCUGCAACGUUCAGCAUGGUAACCUUGGCGGGGAGACAAGCCGAUACCUCUCCGACCUUUUCACUACGCUAGUCGAUCUGAAGUGGCGGUGGAACCUGCUCAUAUUUAUAUUAACCUACACGGUAGCUUGGCUGGUUAUGGCAUCUAUGUGGUGGAUAAUAGCUUACAUCCGUGGUGAUAUCAAUCCACAUGGCCAUGAGUCGACCUAUACCCCGUGCGUCGCGAACGUGUAUAACUUUCCGUCUGCUUUCUUGUUCUUCAUUGAAACUGAGGCUACUAUCGGUUAUGGUCACCGCUACAUCACAGAAAAGUGUCCGGAAGGCAUUAUUCUUUUUCUCUUCCAGUCUCUCUUGGGUUCUAUAGUGGAUGCAUUUCUUAUCGGCUGCAUGUUUAUCAAGAUGUCCCAGCCGAAGAAGCGUGCGGAGACGCUCAUGUUUAGCCAGGACGCCGUUAUCUCGCAACGGGAUGGAAAGUUGUGUCUUAUGUUCCGAGUGGGGAACCUGCGGAACAGCCAUAUGGUGUCAGCCCAGAUCAGGUGCAAACUAAUUAAGUCUCGCCAAACUCCAGAGGGAGAGUUCCUACCCCUGGACCAGUGUGAGCUGGAUGUAGGAUUUGGUACAGGGGCCGACCAGCUCUUUCUGGUGUCUCCUCUGACCAUCUGCCACGAGAUCAAUCCCAAGAGCCCCUUCUUUGACCUGUCCCAGCGUUCGCUCAUGAAUGAGGAGUUUGAGAUCGUGGUCAUCCUGGAGGGAAUUGUGGAAACUACUGGCAUGACGUGUCAGGCGCGGACCUCCUACACGGAGGAUGAAGUAUUGUGGGGACACCGCUUCCUGCCCGUCAUGUCCCUGGAGGACGGCUUCUUCCGGGUUGACUACUCCCAGUUCCACAACACCUUCGAAGUCAACACUCCCCCUUACAGCAUCAAGGAGCAUGAGGAGAAGAUCUCACAGACCUCCCCAAACCCUCCGCUGGUUGUCCCCAACUCUGCCUCCCCUUCCCUUGGGAAUGGGGGCCGGGGCCGCAAGGACAGGAUGUUGUCAGUGGACUUUGUAGACUGUGGAGAGGAUCACGGGAUGGGGAGGCGGCCCAGCAAGUUACAGCGUAUGAGCUCUUGUUUGGAGGAGCUUCCAAGGGGGGUAAAGACAGGAGGAAACCUGCCUGGGGAGAAGACCUUCAGCAGGGGGAUCCAUGGUGAUUGGCCCCUGGAAGUCGAGGGUCUGGUCUCCAUCACUGUCCCUGGGAGCCAGGGGGAGGAAAAGCUCCAGUUUAAGACAUUAGAUGGAGGUCCUGGCACCAAAGAGACAUUGCCUCACUCAGUUGGGGAGCAGGAGAAGCAAAGACUAAUCCCUGCUCUGAACCCCAUUCUAGCCUCUGUACCAACCGCAGUCCAGAUCCCUUUGCCCGGAGGUGGGGGGAGGCCAGAGGACAACCUACCUGCCAAACUGCGGCGAAUGAACGCUGAUCGCUGACUUUGAAAGUGGAUCAUUGAUUGUCAAAUGACCGUUAAACGCAGGGCACAAACAAGACAAAAAAUACUUUAAAUGAAGUUAGAUGGAAGAGAAAGAUUGAUGGGUAUUGUUGUUUUCAACUGGAAAAUAAACUACUGUGAUUUAAUUUUUGUUUUGUUGAAUACUUUACAAUGACUCUUGCUUUGUAUCAAGUUGUCCAUUACCAUACAAAAGAAGUACAACUACACUCACCUAAAGGAUUAUUAGGAACACCAUACUAAUACUGUGUUUGACCCCCUUUCGCCUU
Molecule: messenger RNA, 2276 nt
Organism: Esox lucius (northern pike)
Lineage: Eukaryota; Metazoa; Chordata; Actinopteri; Esociformes; Esocidae
Product: G protein-activated inward rectifier potassium channel 1-like
Exons: 3
Coding region: 401-1990 (529 amino acids)
Biological process (GO): potassium ion import across plasma membrane; regulation of monoatomic ion transmembrane transport
Cellular component (GO): plasma membrane
Molecular function (GO): G-protein activated inward rectifier potassium channel activity
Source: RefSeq, a predicted model, not a curated record